ACUCAGAAGAGGAGAGGCAGCCCCUGCAAGAACCCAAGUUGAGGCUAAUCCUGGUGGGUAAAACAGGAACUGGGAAAAGUGCCACAGGAAAUAGCAUUCUUGAGGAGAAUAAGUUUAUGUCCAAAAUUGCAGCAGUGCCACUGACCAGUAUCUGCAGCAAAGGGAGCAGAAUCUGGGGUAGAGAAAAAAUUGAAGUCAUUGACACCCCUGAUAUCUUUAGCUUAGAAGUGUCUACUGAAGGUCUAAGUUCUCAAGAAAUCAUUCGAUGUUAUCUCCUCUCCUCCCCGGGGCCCCACGCACUACUCUUUGUGACCCAAUUGGGUCGAUACACUAAGGAGGACCAGAAUUCCUUGAAGAGAGUGAAGGAGAUCUUUGGGAAUGAUAGCAUGAAGCACACCAUCGUUGUCUUUACCCGAAAGGAAGAUUUUGGCAGUGGCUCCCUGCAGGAUUACAUCCAGUUCACAGAUAACAAGGCCCUGAAAGAGCUGGUUGCACAAUGUGAGGGUCGGGUUUGUGCCUUCAACAACCGGGCCACAGGGCAGGAGCAGAAAGAGCAAGUGAAAGAGCUAAUGGAUAUGGUAAAGAGGCUGAUGCAGAAGAAUAGGGGCAGGUACUACACCAAAGAGGUGUACAGCUUAGGGGGAGACCCCCAGUGGGCCAGCCAGGAGGUGAGGUUCAGAAAAAUUGAGGAGAAACUGGUCAAGUACAUGAAGCAGAAUAAGAGGUCCCAGGCAUUAGGAGAAGGAGUCUUCCUGAGACUCAGAGGUUUAUAUGAAUCAAGAAAAUCCCACCCAAAACUAUGGAGAUUUGGUAUUGCCAUCUUUAGCAUCUUCGUCCUAUGGCUGGUGAUUCCCAAAAUCUUUAUAUAG
Molecule: messenger RNA, 869 nt
Organism: Gracilinanus agilis (Agile Gracile Mouse Opossum)
Lineage: Eukaryota; Metazoa; Chordata; Mammalia; Didelphimorphia; Didelphidae
Product: GTPase IMAP family member 1-like
Exons: 1
Cellular component (GO): endoplasmic reticulum
Molecular function (GO): GTP binding
Source: RefSeq, a predicted model, not a curated record